Messenger RNA from Alnus glutinosa, 711 nucleotides. Its product is annotated as zinc finger BED domain-containing protein RICESLEEPER 1-like. Lineage: Eukaryota; Viridiplantae; Streptophyta; Magnoliopsida; Fagales; Betulaceae. Gene Ontology annotation, molecular function: DNA binding. The record is from RefSeq and is a predicted model, not a curated record. The transcript is spliced from 2 exons. Bases 1 to 711 code for a protein of 236 amino acids.
AUGUCUUUGGAUGGUAGAAAAGGGUUGAGACAAGAUGUUCCAACUAGAUGGAAUUCCACCUUUCUAAUGCUUGAGAGUGCUGUUUAUUAUCGGCGUGCUUUUUGUCAUUUAGAGUUGAUUGAUUCUAACUUUAAGAAUUGCCCUAGUGUACUUGAGUGGGAAAAGGUGGAUAGUAUUAGAACUUUCUUGGCUUGUUUUUAUCAUGCUACUUGUGACUUUUCUGGAACUAAGUAUCCCAUAGCCAACUUGUAUUUUCCAGCAGUUUUCAUGAUCUAUGUGACCUUGAAGCAACAUAAAGAGAGUGGAGAUGAAUAUAAGAGAUUAAUGGCAAAUCGAAUGCUCUCUAAGUUUGAGAAAUAUUGGUCAGAAUUCAGUAUAGUGUUAGCCAUUGCAGUUAUCUUGGAUCCUCGUUUCAAGCUUCAUUUUAUAGAUUUCUGCUAUAAGAAGCUUUAUGGAGAGAGUAGUUCUAGAGAGUUUUUGCUUGUUCAUGCUAAAUUAUUCUCUCUUUUUAUGGAAUAUAAUGGUAUGUCUCCUAUAACUUCAAGCAACAUAGCUGUUGAAAAACCUGAGUUUGAUAAAUUUGAAAGGGAUGAUGUUGGUAUACAAAAGACUCAAAUGGAACUUUAUUUGGAUGAACCUAGGCUGGAUAGGAAUGCGAAAUUGGACAUUCUUGCAUUUUGGAAGGAAAUGAAUUUCGUUAUCCUGAUGUAG